This is a messenger RNA of Penicillium malachiteum, 753 nucleotides long. RefSeq names its product putative cell division control protein Cdc31 (gene cdc31). Gene Ontology annotation, molecular function: calcium ion binding; microtubule binding. The coding region runs from base 1 to 753 and encodes 250 amino acids. The record is from RefSeq and is a predicted model, not a curated record. Gene Ontology annotation, biological process: spindle pole body duplication. Gene Ontology annotation, cellular component: half bridge of spindle pole body; mitotic spindle pole body. The transcript has 2 exons. NCBI's taxonomy places the organism in Eukaryota, Fungi, Ascomycota, Eurotiomycetes, Eurotiales, Aspergillaceae.
AUGGCCUCGAGCCAACCUUUCGCAUCCCGCUCUUACGCGGGCACCAAGCUCCCAGAGCGUUCUGUCAACACAAACGCCAUGCCGUUCAGCGCUUCGUCUUUUUCCAGGCACCGUGGUCUAGGCGCUACAGCCCCUGCUGAUUUCGGAGCCGUUGAGCCAUCGAAACAGAAUCAGCAGGGUGCGAAUGCUCCUGCGACACAGAGUCAUGGACCCGCGCAGGAUUCUAAUCCUUUGAAUCGCUUGACCGAGGAACAGCGGGAAGAAAUUAAUGAAGCUUUCACCCUCUUCGACCUCGAUCGCGAUCGCCACCUAGACUACCACGAACUCCGAGUCGCUUUCCGCGCUCUAGGAUUCACGCUUACGAAACAAGAACUCAUCUCCCUCUUAACAACAUACGGUGUACCCCGCCCCCAAGUCCAACAACAACAAGCACAGAAUAACCAAACUGCUCAAUCCAAGGGUGGAAACCCUCAACACCCUUCGAAUCUCCUUAUGCCUCUUUCCUCGUUCCAGGCUAUUACUGCCCUCAAAAUCCUCGAACGUGAUCCGCGUGAUGAGAUCCUUAGAGCCUUUGAGCUCUUCGAUGAGGGCCAGAAGGGUUUCAUUGAUCUUGAGGAUCUUAGACGUGUUGCGAGGGAGUUGGGAGAAACUGGACUAGAGGAGGAGGAGCUUAGGGCUAUGAUUGAGGAGUUUGAUCUUGAGGGUGCUGGUGGUGUUACAAGAGAGGCUUUUGUUGGAAUUUGUUGGCAGUGA